AUGCCCUCCCUCUCGCGCAGGAUGAUAACUGGCUUCCUUGUGGCCUUAUUGUUCGCCUCCGCCGUUCUUGCUACAGACGUGACGAAAGGACCCUCGAAGCGAUGCCGCGAGGUCAUCGUUAGAAAAGAAUGGCUCGUACCCUCAAAACUCGCACAAAACAAGGCUCGCUACAUCGGCGCCGUUAAAUGCUUGCAGGCUCUCCCGGCGCAAACCAGUUUCACAGGCGUCAGAACGCGGUUCGACGAUUUCCAAGCUUUGCAUGUGUCCCUCAUGCCAGAAAUACAUCUUGUGGGUCAAUUCCUUCCGUGGCAUCGUCGAAUGCUUCAAGUAUACGAGAAAGCACUCCGUGAAGAGUGCGGUUAUACUGGAGCACAACCAUACUGGGAUUGGACAAGAGAUGUGGACGGUGCCUCUAUCGUCGCAGCUUCCCCAGUAUUUGACCCCGUGUUUGGUUUCGGCGGCAACGGAAUUGACAUCCCUGGCUAUGCAGGCCAGUUCGGCAACAUGUCAGAUAUCCCUGGAUGGACUGGCGGGGGAUGCAUAACCGAUGGGCCGUUCGCAUCGUACAACCUCUCCAUUGGCCCAGGAACACUUGUUACCAACCAUUGCCUGACACGUUCCUUCAACACAUUCGCCGUAGCUUUCAUCCGUUCCUCUCAAGUCGCCAAUACGACCAAGCAACCGAAUUUCGAACGGUUCCGUAUCGAGCUUGAGGGUACUCCAGUGACACCAACAUUGAAAGUACACGACGCCGGCCAUCUAUCUGUCGGCGGGGAGAUGAAUGAUAGAUGGUCCAGCCCCGGAGACCCUGUCUUCUACCUCCACCAUUCCAACCUCGACCGGAUUUGGUGGGAGUGGCAGUCAAUGGAUCUCAAAAGGCGGCUGACAGAUAUAUCCGGACGGACGAGUAUCGACCCUCCAGUCGUAAAUGUUACACUGGACUUUAAGCUCAAAAUGGGCAUACUUGCAGACCUGAUUACAAUCCGCGACGUCAUGGACGUGCGGGCUAGUCCCAUGUGCUACAUUUAUGCCUAG
Molecule: messenger RNA, 1035 nt
Organism: Pleurotus ostreatus (oyster mushroom)
Lineage: Eukaryota; Fungi; Basidiomycota; Agaricomycetes; Agaricales; Pleurotaceae
Exons: 6
Coding region: 1-1035 (344 amino acids)
Molecular function (GO): oxidoreductase activity
Source: RefSeq, a predicted model, not a curated record